AUGAUACUUGGUGAUUUAUGUGAUUAUCUACUCAGCUUUGUAACAUUUAAGCUGAACAAUGAGUUCAAGAAUGCAUGUAUGGAUGCACAAAUCAUUCGACUAAACUGUUCACUAAAAGAAUAUCUCGAAUUGUAUGGCCUAUUCAAACGGUCACUUUACGGAAAAUGUCAUUCCACAACAUUUGUUGAUUCACCCGAGAAGAGGGAAUACUGGGACAAGUGCAAUCACUUGUCCAUUAGGGCAGCCAAGAAAAUGUACAUUGACCUAGUUAAUUCGCUGAAGCUUAAGUAUGAUACUGGGCUAUCGCACUUUGGAUCCAUCAGCAAGAUGAAUAUAAAUGAUGAUAUGGACAGCAGUAAUCCACUCUACAUUUUUCAACUGGUCAAUACUGGAGACAUUAGCAAAUUGUCUGAACUUCUAAAUGAAAGGCCUUCGCUUAUAUCUACAAAAGGUGAUGAUGGGAUGACACUUUUACAUUUAGCAUCGGACAGAGAUCAUGUUGAUAUAGUUAAACUUUUAUUGGAAUUUGGAAUGGACGUGAAUGUAAAGGACAAUUUUGGAGAUUCACCUCUUGACGUGGCAAAUAUUGCUAAUUCGCAAAAUUGCAUCGAUUUAUUGGUAUUGCAUGGGGGAGUAGCGAACAAUACGACCCACAAUUGA
This is a messenger RNA of Babesia microti strain RI, 660 nucleotides long. RefSeq names its product Acyl-CoA-binding domain-containing protein 6. Gene Ontology annotation, molecular function: protein binding; fatty-acyl-CoA binding. NCBI's taxonomy places the organism in Eukaryota, Apicomplexa, Aconoidasida, Piroplasmida, Babesiidae. Bases 1 to 660 code for a protein of 219 amino acids. The transcript has 4 exons. The record is from RefSeq and is a predicted model, not a curated record.